UAUUUAGUGACAGCAACGUACAAGUCUAAUCAAAGUGUAUUAGCUGUUCUGUGAGAUAAUUACGUAUUUCGGUACUUUCUCAAAUGGAAGUCAAUCCAGCAAAGAAGUUUUAACGUUGUAGGAUGUUGUACAUGAGCAACUUUACCACCCAUAAUGUAGAAGUUAGAUAUACUUGCUCAGUGGUGGAUUGCGAUGCAAACUUCACGCAAGUAACAAACAGAACUGAAGUAAAUGAUACGCUACCAUAUGAAUAUGUAUGUGUAUUGAAGCCGCAACCCGAAGAUUUCGUCUCAUCGUGUUUUUUUCAAGUAUGUGUGUACGCAAUGUACGGAAUAAUUUUUAUAGUGGCUCUCUUAGGAAAUGGAUUAGUGUGUUUUGUGGUACAUUCAUCGCCUCGAAUGAAAACUGUGACGAAUUAUUUCAUAAUGAAUCUAGCUGUAGGUGAUAUAAUGAUGACUUUAUUCUGUGUGCCGUUCUCGUUUGUUUCCAUGUUACUUUUACGGUACUGGCCGUUCGGGGGCGUGAUGUGCAAAGUGGUGAAUUAUUCACAAGCCGUGUCUGUGUUGGUCAGUGCCUAUACGCUUCUCGCUAUAUCGAUAGAUCGAUAUUUCGUAAUAACGCGCCCGCUGAAGCCUAGACUGAGCAAGAUGGCGGCCAAGCUAGUGAUGGGCGCGGUGUGGAGCGGGGCUUUGGCAACCGCCGCUCCAAUACUGGUUGUAUCGCAGCUGCAGAAACCUUCCCUGUGGCAUCAAGUCUGCGAAUUAGACAUUUGCAGCGAGAGAUGGGCGAAUGCUGAGCAAAGUGCUCAGUACACGUGGGCACUGCUGGUGCUACAGUUCGCUCUGCCGUUAUGUGCACUCAUAUGUACUUACGGGCGCAUCGCCUACGUGGUGUGGGCGGUCCAGCCGCCCGGAGAGGCGGAGACUAUAAGGGAUUCACGGAUACAACAUUCGAAACGAAAGAUGGUAAAAAUGAUGAUAACAGUGGUUGCCGUGUUUACAAUAUGCUGGUUGCCACUUAAUAUAUUUAUCAUGCUGUGGACGGCACACGAGGAUGAUGAAGAAUGGGGCAAGUGGCCCGGGCUGCCGUACGUUUGGUUCGUCAGCCACUGGCUGGCGAUGUCGCACUGUUGCUGCAACCCAAUCAUAUACUGCUACAUGAACGUGCGGUACCGCAGCGGAUUCAAGCAGGUGCUUGGGAAAAUACUGUGCCUAAAUAAUGACGACGGCAGCCGAUCGCACCAUCGAUCAAGUGUAUGUGAAGGGGUGCCCUUGUCAGAAAUGAUGGGCGUCGACGGCUCAAUGAGGCAAAGGAGUCUUACGAGAUGCAGGUGCACUUUCAGCAACACGGAUGGAAGUAGGAAAUGCACUUCGACCUGCUUUUCAGUGAGACAACAUAAGUCAGCUUCAAGGACUGUUCCACCGAGAGCUGCAUCAGUUCGCUCACAUUUUGACUAGUUGACGCUGAAAACUGCGCUGCCGGUCGCCAAUAUAAACAACUGUACGAGCACGUUGUAUGUGUCCAUUAACUAAUCAGUAUACCCGAGUAAGAUACCGGAAAAUCCUUGGAUAAACUUUACUAUAUACUAAUUUACUACAGUAUUCAUCGUCCUCUAUAAACUCUCCAA
Molecule: messenger RNA, 1627 nt
Organism: Maniola jurtina (meadow brown)
Lineage: Eukaryota; Metazoa; Arthropoda; Insecta; Lepidoptera; Nymphalidae
Gene: NGR-A22
Product: RYamide receptor-like
Exons: 7
Coding region: 123-1457 (444 amino acids)
Biological process (GO): neuropeptide signaling pathway
Cellular component (GO): membrane
Molecular function (GO): neuropeptide Y receptor activity
Source: RefSeq, a predicted model, not a curated record